AUGGCCGAGGACUUCAUGCAACAAGCGGAUGGCGAAACGGCAAAAACAAUGGCAUUUUAUGCAAUUGAUGCAAAGCUGAAAGAACAAGGUCGAAGUUGCAGUGAUUUUGGUAUACCAUCACCAACAUCUGUUCCAUAUUCAUUUGAAUCAAAAACUAUCAAUAAAGAAGAACUUCGAAUAGAACAAGAAAUGUAUACAAUGUUGAAUCAACAUCAACGUUCGGUAGCAGAUGCAAUUCUUGCAAGUCAUCGUAAACAAUCAAGCACCACUGCUGGCUUAUGUUUCUUUAUCGAUGGCCCUGGAGGAGUCCAUGUUAUGACAGUUGCAUGGACAGGAAAUGCUGCAAGUUUAUCGCCCGAAGGAAGAACUGUACAUAGUCGUUUCAAGCUUCCUGUACCUAUCUUAGAAACAUCUACAUCACGUAUUCGACAAAACAGUAAGGAAGCUGAAGAGAUUAGAAAGACGCAAAUUUUUAUUUGGAACGAAGCACCAAUGGCUCCAUCUUAUGCUCUCAAUGCAGCUGAUAUUUUUCUGAGAGAUAUAAUGAACAUCGAUGCACAUUUUGGAGGAAAAAUUAUGAUACUCGGUGGAGAUUUUCGACAAGCUCUUCUAGUCAUUCGAUUUGCAAACAGAUCAGAAUUAAUUGCAGCAAGUCUCAAAAGUCCCAACCUUUGGUCUUACUUCAAAGUCAUGCAUCGACACCAGAACAUGACAACAGGAUAA
Molecule: messenger RNA, 723 nt
Organism: Rotaria sordida
Lineage: Eukaryota; Metazoa; Rotifera; Eurotatoria; Philodinida; Philodinidae
Source: the annotation of a GenBank genome assembly